AUGCCCGUCAAACUCGACCUCGCUGCCGCCGCCCGGGACCCGACCACGCGUCACACCCUACGAAACAUCUCUCUCGCCGUCGCCAAGUCCAAGCGCAUCGUCGUCGUCACCGGCGCAGGAAUAUCCUGCUCCUCCGGCAUCCCCGACUUCCGCUCCUCCGACGGCCUCUACAACCUAGUCAAACAACAAUACCCCGACGUCGUCCUCAAGGGCCGCGACCUCUUCGACGCCUCCCUCUUCCGCGAUCCCCUCUCCACGUCCGUCUUCUAUACCUUCAUCUCCCAGCUCAAGCGGUCAAUCGACAAUGCCGCACCGUCACCGACUCACAAAUUCAUCAAGACGUUAGACUCCAAGAAACGUCUGCUCAGGAGCUAUACGCAGAACAUAGACGGCCUGGAAGAGCGUGUAGGCUUGCCUGGCAGCUCUAGCGAGACUGUCAGGAUAACCGCUAAAGGGAAGACGAAAAUUCGCAAUCGGGACGUGCGCAAUGUUCAGCUUCACGGCGAUAUACAUCGCGUGCGCUGUACCAUGUGCUCGAAAGAAUACCCUUGCACGGCCCAACAUCUCGCUCUUUUCGAACAAGGGGAUUCUCCUGACUGCCCGGAAUGCACGUCGCGCUCUGAGGCGCGUGUCGCACGAUCUGCACGCGCUUUGAAGAUUGGAAACCUUCGGCCCGCAAUUGUCCUGUACGACGAGCCCCAUCCAUUGGGUGACGACAUAGGAGCGAUCCACGCUGCCGACGUAAAUAAGAAACCGGACAUGCUCAUCAUACUAGGCACGUCGCUGAAGGUUCACGGGCUCAAAAAGCUGGUCAAGGACUUCGCCAAAGCUGUCCACGCUUCGUCGCCUAAACCCGCUGCCCCUUCUUUGACUGCCGCGGACAUUAACAAAGCCCAUGGAAGACCGAAGGCAGGACCCUCCAAGGCAGCCUGCAAGGCGUCACCCAAGAACGCGAAAAAUCUGAUCAACUCGCUGGCUGGCCGGGUCGUCUUCGUCAACCGUACUCCUCCUGGUGCCGACUGGGAGGGUAUAAUCGACUACUGGAUUGAAGCUGAAUGUGACCAAUGGGUUGCGCGCGUGGAGGAGGAGUGGAAGAGCAUGCGACCCUCAGACUGGGAGGUGCAACAAACGCUGGCCGGAUCCUCAGGUUUCGCUGCCACGAAGACUAAAGCUGCAGCCGCCGGUGUUCCGAAGGGUUUGGCUCCGAAGGUACCGCCCCCUGGGGAUAGGCGAGACGACAACACGGAAAAUAUUCCCGUGUCGCUCCGGCCAACGACUCCUUGCUCUCCCAGCAAAAGGCGUCAGCAUACAUCCCAUUACCCAAACUCUGAAAGAGAUGCGGACAUUGAGUGCAGUCCCUCAAAACGAGCUGCGAAGCGUGGCAUGGAGAUCCUGACUCCGACGACUGCGAUGACCAUGCGGGUGAAGAAACUCGCUCUGGAGGGUGACCAGAGCAUGCACAUACCAGAGAGGAGGAUGCUCUUCGGAGAUCUGGCCAACGGCGACUCCAAGUCCAAGCACGGUCUCGACGGUGUGGAAUACAGUUCGUCCGAAGACGAGGACGAGGAGGACAAUGCUGACGUGCCUCUGCGCCUCACUGGUGCUAUCAAGCAGCGCCAACAGGCAAAGAGCGAUCUAACCGCACCCGCACCACGGACGACCCGUGCGCGAAGUAGGACAGGGACCAGGUUGAAGAUGGAGGUAUUGAUAGACUCGGUCAAGCCAACGGCGUAGUCGUCCAUACUAUUCAUCCUACAACAUAUCUUACAUCAUGUAUCAAUCUGUAAUGUAAUC
This is a messenger RNA of Punctularia strigosozonata HHB-11173 SS5, 1794 nucleotides long. Its product is annotated as DHS-like NAD/FAD-binding domain-containing protein. Lineage: Eukaryota; Fungi; Basidiomycota; Agaricomycetes; Corticiales; Punctulariaceae. Gene Ontology annotation, molecular function: NAD+ binding. The transcript is spliced from 2 exons. The record is from RefSeq and is a predicted model, not a curated record. The coding region runs from base 1 to 1734 and encodes 577 amino acids.